This is a messenger RNA of Fomitiporia mediterranea MF3/22, 3450 nucleotides long. RefSeq lists its product as uncharacterized. Gene Ontology annotation, molecular function: protein binding. The annotation marks the transcript as partial. The transcript is spliced from 2 exons. NCBI's taxonomy places the organism in Eukaryota, Fungi, Basidiomycota, Agaricomycetes, Hymenochaetales, Hymenochaetaceae. The record is from RefSeq and is a predicted model, not a curated record.
AAAUCUCGGGCAUAUCAGAACUUGGCCUACAAAUGCUGGGAACACUUCCAGGCAUGUGGGAAACGGGAAGAAUUGGACGAGACUAUCGCCCUUCAACGCUCUGCGCUAUGCUUUCUCCCAGACGGGCAUUGUGAUUUUUCAGAUGAGCUGCAUCGCCUCGCGCUUUAUCUAGGCAAACGAUAUGACCGAUGGCGGAGGAUGGAGGACUUGGAGGAAGCCAUUGCGCUGGACCGUGCUGCUCUGACUCUUCGUCCUGAGGGCCAUCCGGAUCGAUCUCUUUCAUUGGAGAACCUAGCACUUUCUCUGUACAACAGGUAUAAGCAAAGCAGACGGUCAGAGGACCUCGAAGAAUCAAUCGAACUGUGUCGUGCUGCUCUGACUCUUCGUCCUGAGGGUCAUCCGGAUCGAUCUCUUUCAUUGGACAAUCUAGCACUUUCCCUGCAGGACAGAUAUCAGCAAGGCAGACAGUCAGAGGAUCUCGAAGAAUCAAUCAAACUAUACCGUGCUGCUCUAAUUCUUCGUCCUGAGGGCCAUCCGGAUCGGUAUCAUUCAAUAGAGAAUCUAGCAUAUUCCCUGUACGACAGAUAUGAGCAAAGUAGACAGGUGGAGGACCUCGAAGAGGUGAUCAUACUGCACCGUGCUGCUCUGAUUUUUCGUCCUGAGGGUCAUCCAGAUCGAUCUCUUUCAAUGGAGCAUCUGGCAAUUUCCCUGCAGGACAGAUAUCAGCAAAACAGACAGUUGGAGGAUCUCGAAGAAUCGAUCGAACUGCACCGUGCUACGCUGACUCUUCUUCCUGAGGGCCACCUAGAUCGGUCUCAUUCAUUGGGCAGUCUAGCAAAUUCCCUGUUCAACAGAUAUGAGCAAAGCGGACGAUCGGAGGACCUUGAAGAAUUGAUCGAACUGUACCGCGCUACGCUGAUUCUUCAGCCUGAGGGCCACCCGGAUCGGUCUCAUUCAUUGAGCAGUCUAGCAGGUUUCCUGCAUGACAGACACAAGCAUGGUGGUCAAUCCAUGGAUCUUGAGGAAGCAGUCAAAAUGUUCCGUGCUGCUCUGCCUCUUCUUCCCGAAAGUCAUCCGGAUCGAUCUCAAUCACUGAACGGUCUAGCAAAUUCCCUGGACACUAGAUACAAGCAAAGUGGUCGGUCCGAGGAUCUUGAAGAAGCGAUCGAAAUGCAUCGUGCUGCCCUGCUGCUUCGCCCUGAGGGUCACCCAGAUCGGUUUAAUUCAUUAGGCGAUCUAGCAGUAUCCUUGUACUAUAGAUACAGACAAACCAAUCGGCCAGAGGACCUUGAAGAAAUGAUUGAACUGGAGCGUGCUGCUUUGUUCCUUUGCACUGAGGGUCAUCCUAACCAGUGGGUUUCAUUGACCAAUCUGGCAUCGUAUCUGGGAACCAGAUACCAGCGAGACGGACGGUCAGAGGACAUUGAGGAAUCGAUCCAACUGCACCGACAUGCUCUGACUCUUAAUCUUGAGGAUCAUCCGGGUCGGCCUUACUCAUUGGCCAAUCUAGCAACUGCCUUGCGUGCUAGAUUCAAACGAAGCAAACAGCCGGAAGACAUUGAAGAAUCGAUCAAAAUGAGCCGCACUGCUCUGACUCUUCUCUCCGAGGGUGAUCAAAUUCUGUCUCAUUCACUGGACAAUCUCGCACGUUCCCUGUACGAGAGAUACACGUACAGCCCUCAAUUAGACACCCUCGAAGAAUCGAUCGGGUUGCACCAUGCAGCUCUCAAUCUCUGUCACGAAGGUCAUCCGGAACAUGCAUACUCGUUACACAGGCUCACGCAUCCGUUGUUCUCUCUAUUCGAAAAGCUCGGAGAUAAGGACAAUUUUGAGGAGUGUAUGCGAUUGCUAGAAGAGGCAGCGGGUCAUGCAUUCUCCAGUUCAUUGGAUCGUCUGGAGGCCGCGCAACGAUGGACAUAUCUCGCACGAUCACAUGAUCACCAUACUGCUCUUCAAGCGUACACUCAAGCAAUUUCGCUCUUGCAACGAACUCUUAUUGUCAAUCCUACUCUUCACGCGCGACAUGACUUUCUUGUUAGAAACAAUGAAUUUAGAUCUUUUGCCUCAGCAGCUGCCUCAUAUGCCAUAGAGAAGAACAAACCUGGCCAGGCCGUCGAACUGUUGGAGCAGGGAAGGGCGUUGCUUUGGUCACAGAUGCGUGGAUUCAGGACUCCUCUUGACCAGCUUGCAGAAGUAAAUAAAGAGCUCGUCGACAGCUUUCGAUCCGUUAGUCGUCAACUGGAGGAUCUCGCAACAUCUUCUGAGACCCCACACGCCAGCUUUAUUCUCACGGAAGAGCAGGAGAGGCUGGUAGAGAGGAUACGACGAAUACCCGGAUUUGAAAAUUUCCUCAUGGGUGUGCCAUUCAAAACGCUGCGACUUUCGGCUUCAGAGGGUCCCGUCAUCGUGGUAAAUCAUUGCGAAUAUCGAUCCGAUGCUCUCAUUGUUCUCUCCCAGGAGGAUUGUCCGACUGUCUGUGUUCCGAUGGACUCGAAUUUCUAUCGUGAUAGUACUGAUUUGUGCAAGAACCUCCUAGAAACACGCAAAAACUAUGGGGCUGACUCGUUGGAAUAUGAUAGGAUCCUCCGUCACACGAUGGAGGUGUUGUGGAACAGAAUGGUUUCUAAAGUUGUCAACAAGCUCAAGGAGCUCGGGAUUGCAGAAGGAUCACGUAUUUGGUGGUGUCCGACAUCUGUGCUAACUUCACUUCCCUUCCAUGCUGCAGGUCCGUUCAAGGAUGCAGACGGUAAUACAAAGUAUCUGCUGGACAUAUACGUCUCGUCAUAUACUCCGACACUCGGAGCGCUCAUUAAGGCACGAUCAGGUGACAAUUUUGAAGAACCAACAGUGCUUGUUAUCGGGGAUGACUCACUUUCUUCGGCUAGAGGGGAAAUUCGUAACAUCCGAAAUUGUGGCAUAAGCACUAAUCUACUCCUCAAGACAGCAUCUCGUGGUGCAGUGAUUAGAGCACUUAGGAAAACAGCAUGGGUCCACUUUGUUUGCCACGGGAACUUAGAUUCAAAGCCUUUCGAGUCUUCCUUCAAACUCCCUGUUCUCGAGCAGGGCCUGGAGCAAGAUCGCAGGCAGAACCAGAAGUUGACUUUACUCGAUAUCAUCCAAGCCGAUCUUCCAAACGCAGAGUUCGCAUACCUUUCUGCCUGUCACACUGCCGAACAACCUCAUGAUAGCGCGCAUGAUGAAGUACUUCACCUGGCUGCAGCAAUGCAGUUCUCUGGGUUCCGGAGUGUCAUUGGAUCAAUGUGGGAGUUCCUUGAUAAAGACGGACCCUUUAUGGCCAGGACAAUUUAUGAGCAUAUGUGGGAGUGUGGUGAGGGUGAGGCGAGGCAUAAGCGGGCGGCUGCGGGACUUUGCAAAGCAGCUAUAGAGCUGAGAGCGUUACCUGAUGUUCAGACUGAGAGAUGGGUUAACUUGGUUCACAUUGGGGCUUGA